GGGCUCCGCAGGCCGAGUCUCCAGCGCUGCCGCCGCCAGAGUCAGACCGGGAGCCGGAGCGGGCUGAGCCGCUGAGGCAAGAUGGUGGACUAUAGCGUGUGGGACCACAUAGAGGUGUCUGACGAUGAGGACGAGACGCACCCCAACAUCGACACGGCCAGCCUCUUCCGCUGGCGGCACCAGGCCCGGGUGGAGCGCAUGGAGCAGUUCCAGAAGGAGAAGGAGGAGCUGGACAGGGGCUGCCGCGAGUGCCGGCGCAAGGUGGCCGAGUGCCAGCGGAAGCUGAAGGAGCUGGAGGUGGCCGAGGGCGAGGGCAGCAAGGUGGAGCUCGAGCGGCUGCAGGCCGAGGCGCAGCAGCUGCGGAAGGAGGAGCGGAGCUGGGAGCAGAAGCUAGAGGAGAUGCGCAAGAAGGAGAAGAACAUGCCCUGGAACGUGGACACUCUCAGCAAGGACGGCUUCAGCAAGAGCAUGGUCAAUACCAAGCCAGAGCCGGCGGAGGAGGAGUCGGAGGAGGUGAGGGAGCAGAAACACAAAACCUUCGUGGAGAAGUACGAGAAACAGAUCAAGCACUUUGGCAUGCUCCGCCGCUGGGAUGACAGCCAGAAGUACCUGUCGGACAAUGUCCACCUGGUGUGCGAGGAGACGGCCAACUACCUGGUCAUCUGGUGCAUUGACCUGGAGGUGGAGGAGAAAUGCGCGCUCAUGGAGCAGGUGGCGCACCAGACCAUCGUCAUGCAGUUCAUCCUGGAGCUCGCCAAGAGCCUGAAGGUGGAUCCCCGGGCCUGCUUCCGGCAGUUCUUCACUAAGAUCAAGACCGCCGACCGGCAGUACAUGGAGGGCUUCAACGAUGAACUUGAGGCCUUCAAGGAGCGCGUGCGGGGCCGCGCCAAGCUGCGCAUCGAGAAGGCCAUGAAGGAGUACGAGGAGGAGGAGCGCAAGAAGCGGCUAGGCCCCGGCGGCUUGGACCCCGUUGAAGUCUAUGAGUCUCUCCCUGAGGAACUCCAGAAAUGCUUUGACGUGAAGGAUGUGCAGAUGCUCCAAGAUGCCAUCAGCAAGAUGGACCCCACCGAUGCGAAGUACCACAUGCAGCGCUGCAUUGACUCCGGCCUCUGGGUCCCCAACUCCAAGUCCAGCGAGGCCAAGGAUGGGGAGGAGGCGGGCCCCGGGGACCCCUUGCUGGAAGCCAGCCCCAAGCCAGGCGACAAGAAGGAUGUCAGCGCCUAACUCGCCCCAGCUGCUGCCCACCUGCCUGCAGGCCCCUGUGUGCCCCUCUUCAGAAAACAGAAAUAGAUGCCGUCUCCCCAGCUCCUGGCUUCCUCCACUUUCGCGCUCCUGCCCAGCCUGGGGCCGGGAGAGGGCCUGUCCCCGCCCCCACUGCCCCCACCUCCAGUGCUCAUCCAAGUCUCUGCUUUGAGUCAAGGGGCUUCACUGCCUGCAGGACGCUACCCCUUCCCCCAUCAGCAUUAUGCCAAAGGCCUAGGGGUCCAGGGAGGGGCGGAGGUCGCUAGGCUGGUUCCUGGGGUGGGGGGGGUGGGGUCUCCAGCCCAGAGGCCUGCUCCAGUCACUAUGGGCUCUGUUUUCACUGUUCAUCUGCUGUCGGAGUCUUCUAUAUGGUAAACAGCAAUGAUCUUCCAAUAAAGGAUUUCAGAUGCUCA
Neogale vison (American mink) is the source of this 1655-nucleotide messenger RNA. RefSeq names its product cell division cycle 37, HSP90 cochaperone (gene CDC37). Gene Ontology annotation, molecular function: protein kinase binding; heat shock protein binding; protein-folding chaperone binding. The coding region runs from base 82 to 1224 and encodes 380 amino acids. NCBI's taxonomy places the organism in Eukaryota, Metazoa, Chordata, Mammalia, Carnivora, Mustelidae. The record is from RefSeq and is a predicted model, not a curated record. Gene Ontology annotation, biological process: protein stabilization; protein folding. The transcript is spliced from 8 exons. Gene Ontology annotation, cellular component: cytoplasm.